Echinops telfairi (small Madagascar hedgehog) is the source of this 2438-nucleotide messenger RNA. It is a transcript of the gene SPAG6, whose product is annotated as sperm associated antigen 6. The record is from RefSeq and is a predicted model, not a curated record. Bases 43 to 1572 code for a protein of 509 amino acids. Gene Ontology annotation, biological process: filopodium assembly; neuron projection extension; sperm axoneme assembly. Gene Ontology annotation, cellular component: microtubule cytoskeleton; sperm principal piece; acrosomal vesicle. NCBI's taxonomy places the organism in Eukaryota, Metazoa, Chordata, Mammalia, Afrosoricida, Tenrecidae. The transcript is spliced from 11 exons. Gene Ontology annotation, molecular function: microtubule binding.
CGCCGCCGAGGUUCCCGCAGGCGGAGCGGGGCCGCGGGCGCCAUGAGCCAGAGGCAGGUGCUGCAAGUGUUUGAGCAGUACCAGAAAGCCCGGACCCAGUUCGUGCAGAUGGUGGCCGAGCUGGCGACCAGACCCCAAAACAUCGAGACGCUGCAGAACGCCGGUGUGAUGUCUUUGCUGAGGCCUCUUCUUCUGGAUGUGGUCCCAACAAUUCAACAGACCGCAGCUUUGGCUCUCGGGAGACUGGCUAAUUACAAUGAUGACCUAGCAGAAGCGGUUGUGAAGGGCGACAUUCUCCCACAGCUUGUUUAUUCACUGGCUGAGCAGAAUCGUUUCUACAAGAAAGCAGCUGCCUUUGUCUUACGAGCAGUGGGCAAACAUUCUCCUCAGCUAGCUCAGGCGAUAGUGGAUUGUGGAGCACUGGAUACAUUGGUGAUAUGCUUGGAAGAUUUUGACCCUGGCGUAAAGGAGGCUGCCGCCUGGGCACUUGGAUAUAUUGCGAGACAUAAUGCAGAACUGUCACAAGCUGUGGUGGAUGCAGGAGCGGUUCCUCUGUUAGUGCUCUGUAUCCAGGAGCCCGAAAUUGCUUUGAAAAGGAUUGCUGCUUCAGCCCUCAGUGAUAUUUCAAAGCAUUCUCCAGAGCUAGCCCAGACAGUAGUGGAUGCAGGAGCUAUUGCUCACUUAGCCCAGAUGAUCCUGAAUCCUGAUGCUAAACUGAAGCGUCAAGUCCUUUCAGCUCUCAGUCAGAUCGCAAAACAUUCUGUGGAUUUGGCAGAAAUGGUGGUUGAAGCAGAGAUUUUUCCAGUUGUACUCACCUGUCUGAAGGACAGAGAUGAAUAUGUGAAGAAAAACGCUUCUACUUUAAUCAGAGAGAUUGCAAAACAUACCCCCGAGCUUUCCCAGCUGAUUGUUAAUGCCGGAGGAGUGGCUGCCGUGGUGGACUGCCUGGGGUCCUGCAAGGGGAACACGCGGCUGCCUGGCAUCAUGAUGCUGGGUUACGUGGCGGCGCACUCUGAGAACCUGGCGAUGGCCGUGAUCAUCUCCAAGGGUGUACCCCAGUUGUCAGUCUGCUUGUCAGAAGAGCCAGAAGACCAUAUUAAGGCUGCGGCUGCUUGGGCCUUAGGACAGAUUGGGAGACACACUCCCGAACACGCGCGGGCUGUGGCUGUCACAAAUACGUUGCCAGUUCUGCUCUCCCUGUACAUGUCAACGGAAAGUUCUGAGGAUCUCCAAGUAAAAAGUAAAAAAGCUAUAAAGAAUAUCCUACAAAAAUGCACCUAUCUACCAGCUCUCGAACCAUUUCUGUAUGAUGCGCCUCCCAAUAUCCUGAAGCACGUGGUUGGACAGUUCAGUAAGGUGCUGCCGCAUGAUAGCAAAGCUCGAAGACUUUUUGUGACAAGUGGUGGACUUAAAAAGGUUCAAGAGAUAAAAGCAGAACCUGGAUCUCUCCUUCAGGAAUAUAUCAACAGCAUUAAUAAUUGUUACCCCGAGGAGAUAGUAAGGUACUAUUCCCCGGGAUAUUCCGACACACUUCUGCAGAGGGUGGACAGCUAUCAGCCCCUGAUUAACUAAGUCAAGUUAGGGUUUAUGCCCACAUUCACAGCAAAGCAUUUAUGAGUAAUCAUUGUUAAAGCUUGUUCUAAAUAUUUAGACUAAAUGAAUUCUUGAUUUAUUCCAUGUGAAAGACAUUGAGAUAAUAUUUUAAAAGUUGGUACAAUUCUUAACUUCACUAUAUCAGAAACUAUUAAGUGAUCAUUUGCCCUAGAGGUAGAUUUUUUUAAUGACAGUAAAAGUUUAUAAAGCAUAUGUUACUGUACUAGGGAAAACUCUCUCUCACACUAACCCGCCACCCUCCCUUACCCCUCACAUCCUCAGCGAGAUUUAGCUAAGAGAUGAUGCUUUAAAAGGUCCUUAGUUACUGUGAAUUAUUUAUACUCAUUGCAAAACUGCCCUUGGAAACUCUACAGUAGGAUACAGGGGAGACAUCAUCAAGGAAAGAAACCAGGGACAGGGAAAAUCCCUGGGCACGUUAAAUGACUCUGAGGCUGGUUACAUAUUCCACCAACCAAGCAUGUUGACUGUGGAGAUAACUUGUGCAGGUUUCCUCCGGCCAUAGGAAGCUCUGCUCUCUGUCACAAGUGUCUGUGCCCUCUUCCUUUCCCCUCCCUGCUCCUGACUGGGCACGGGCCGGAGGGGAGACAGCAUCAGUAAGCAGUGUGCUGGUGCUGCACACACACUUGGCAGUUUCACUGACGGGUUUCUCAGUGUUUGCCUUUGUAAACAGCCAUGUAAAGCAAUCUUUGAUAUUCCCUGGUCUGAGCUUCACUUCCCCAAAUUUCACCAGUCCCAUUUUCAGGAACUUAAUGGAAUUAAUUUGCAAAAAAUAACCAUCAGGCCAGACGGUACAUGUAUGUUCACUUUAGAAGCUGAAUGGAGGA